CGCCCGGCGCACUCUGGCCCGUGGGCUGGUGGGAAGGGGCCAAAAUGGCGGCGGCCGGCGCCAGGGCCACUCGGCUGCUCCUGCUCUUGCUGAUGGCGGCCGCAGCCCCCAGCCGCGCGCGGGGCAGUGGUUGCCGGUCCGGGGCCGCUGCGCGGGGGGCCGGGGUGGAAGGUCGCGACGAGGCCUGUGGCACCGUGGGGCUGCUGCUGGAGCACUCAUUUGAGAUCGAUGACAGCGCCCACUUCCGGAAGCGCGGCUCCAUACUCUGGAACCAGCAGGACAGCACCUUGUCCCUGUCGCAGCGGCAGCUCAACGAGGAGGAGCGGGGCCGACUCCGGGCUUGGCAGGUCCUGGCAUCGUCCCCCUCACUGCCGCCUCUGCCCGCCCUGCAGGAUGUGGCAGCCCUCAACGGCCUGUACCGGGUCCGGGUUCCGAGGCGGCCUGGCGCCCCUGACGGCCCAGAAGCUGGCGGCUACGUCUCCUCCUUCGUCCCCGCGUGCUCCCUGGUUGAGUCGCACCUCUCGGAUCAGCUGACGCUGCAUGUGGAUGUGGCCGGCAACGUGGUGGGCCUGUCGGUGGUGACGCACCCCGGGGGCUGCCGGGGCCAGGAGGUGGAGGACGUGGACCUGGAGCUGUUCAACACGUCUGUGCAGCUGCAGCCGCCGGUCACGGCCCCAGGCCCAGAGACGGCGGCCUUCAUCGAGCGCCUGGAGAUGGAGCAGGCCCAGAAGGCCAAGAACCCGCAGGAGCAGAAGUCCUUUUUCGCCAAAUAUUGGAUGUACAUCAUUCCUGUCGUCCUGUUCCUCAUGAUGUCGGGAGCACCGGAUGCCGGGGGCCAGGGGGGUGGUGGGGGUGGGGGUGGCGGAGGGGGCAGUGGCCGGUGAGGGGCGCGGGGCUUCCCUCCUGCCCAGAGAGCUGGGCCUUGUUCAUCCCAAAAGGCUUCGCUGGCCCCUCCCCCGGGGGCCCCUGUGUUCCUGUCUGGAGGGCGGUGGGGUUCUUGGCCCUGCUGCCCCCGUGGCCCCAAGGCUUCCCUCUGACCCCGUGUCCCGUCACCCCCAGGACCCCAAGCCCUGCAGUCCGGGAGCUCUCCAGCUCCGCGCCUUUGUUCUCACCCUGGUUCCGGCUGGGCCACACGCCUGUCCCUGUGCCCUGAGGGCACAGCAGGCCGGGCUGGCGUGGGCGUGGGCGCGGGCGCCUGGCUCCGCUCCUCCCUGGCCCUGCCCUCGGGCCUGCUGCCCCUUUUCUGCCCAGGAUGCCAGGCCCCGUGUCCACGUCAGCACAGAGCAGACGGCUUCCGUGCGCAGCCCCGGCCGUCACUCCCGCCGCCGCUGCCUUCCCUGGGCCGCGGGCUCCGGGUGAGGACGCUGGGCCUCUGCCUUUACGCCCCCCCCCCCCCCAAGCUUAUCUGGUUACAACCAUUGAGAAUACACUGAAAUACAUGAAGGUUUGAAAGUUACACUUCCAGCAGCCAAGUGCACUGUGGACCUGGCCCCUGGUGCAUGUGUGUGCACGUGUGUAGCAUUGCUGAAUCUCCGUGUUCACGUGAAUUAUGCGGAAACCCCAGGAGAUGGCCCUCGUUGUUGUCAUGGCUGCAGGACGCUCCUCCGCGCUGUGUGUCCUGAUUAAACUGGUCCCCAGUGUUCACUGUC
Molecule: messenger RNA, 1649 nt
Organism: Myotis myotis
Lineage: Eukaryota; Metazoa; Chordata; Mammalia; Chiroptera; Vespertilionidae
Gene: EMC10
Product: ER membrane protein complex subunit 10
Exons: 7
Coding region: 45-884 (279 amino acids)
Cellular component (GO): EMC complex
Source: RefSeq, a predicted model, not a curated record